Silurus meridionalis is the source of this 1985-nucleotide messenger RNA. It is a transcript of the gene lepa, whose product is annotated as leptin a. Gene Ontology annotation, biological process: signal transduction. The transcript is spliced from 2 exons. Lineage: Eukaryota; Metazoa; Chordata; Actinopteri; Siluriformes; Siluridae. Gene Ontology annotation, cellular component: extracellular region. The coding region runs from base 35 to 556 and encodes 173 amino acids. The record is from RefSeq and is a predicted model, not a curated record. Gene Ontology annotation, molecular function: hormone activity.
AGGCACAAAACCACUCACACUCAAAGAAAAGGUUAUGGCUGUGUACCCUGCACUUUUUUGCUCCAGUGUAGUGACUGUGCUCACACUAGCUUACGGCCGUGGUCUUCCGACAGACAGUAUGAAAAACUCCGUCAAACUACAAGUCGAGAACAUCAUCUCCAGAAUACAGAAACACAAAGAUGAGUUCCAAAUACUUCAUAAGAUGAUCCUGGAUAGUCCCGAGCUCCUGCCCGAGCUGCAGUCUGACAAGCCCAUCGAGGGUCUGAGCUCCAUGGUGGAGAUGCUGAACAACUUCCAGCGAGUUCUUCACAGCCUGCCCAAGGGUCACAUGAGCCAACUGCACAGUGAGGUAAGCACACUGCAGCACUACCUGGAAGACAGGAUGAACUCACUGCAGUGCGAACACAGGAAAAGAGAAGGCACAGAGAAGAUCCUGGAGGCCUUCCUGAAAAACCAUAGCACGUACUACAUCACCCUGGGUCAUGUUGCUCUGGACAGACUGCAGAAGUACUUACAGAGACUUAACCACAAUCUAGAUCAGCUGAGAACAUGCUGAAGCCAAAGAAUCGUGUGCUGCUCUUUUUAAUGAUAUUUUUUGUUCUAUUUAUUUAUAUAAAUGUAUUUAUGAACCUAACAACUAUUAUUUUCUAUUUUAUUAUUAUUAUUUUUUAAUGAAUGCGUUUGGGAAUCAGACCAGACAUUCCCAUCAGGCUUCACGUUCACAUAUGCAUGCACACAGACACAAAUCUUAUACAUGCUGACAUCACCACCAGCCAAGGAUCCUAAGUGAUGUCAUAGGAUUACCGGAAGACUCCUGACUGAACGUGCUGGGAAGCACAAAUCCUCUUUCCCUUUUCUGACCACCAGCAGACAAUCACUAUGGAUCGGAAUGCACUAUAUUAUUAUAUAGUGCAAGAUAUUAUGUAUAUACUGUCAAGAGCUUCAUUUGAGGUUAUCUGUAAACUGAUGGAGAUGCAAGAUAUUAUUUCUUUUAUAUUCACGAGCUCAGCAAAAAAUAAAAAUAAAAAGCACAGUUCUCUAAAUCGUUGUGUUUGUUUCCGGGAUUUUUGCAGGAACACAAAGAACCAACACAACAAAAUCCCAGUUUAUUAGCAAUCAUUUAUAUUGUACGGCCAUCUGGCUGCUUGAUGUUGCAGCAAAAUUGUCCUGCCAGCUAAAAGCCCUGUGUACUGGGGCUUAAUGAGACAUGCAGUUUGUGGAUUUAAAGGCAGGACAGGGUUGUAUAAAGUAGAGCACAAGACUCUCCUAAAAUCUCCAUAGAUUGCUAUUUACUGUGCUUUAGGACACUUAAAAAGUCAUUUGUUAGUUAUCAGAGCCAACAUGAAGAAAAAGAGCAGCCAUUCUUCUCCAGAAAAACGACACGAGUAAAAGAAUGACGCACCAAAAAUCAUGCGUGUGUACCUCCGGCAUAAUAAAUAUUGACUCUCACCCACCCAAUUACCUUUUAUCCUUCAUCAAAUUCCCUGGAAAGGCAAUGUUUGUGAAUACAUCUGGGGCAAAAUUACACAACACUGGUAAAGAAAAGGAGCACAUCCUUUCGAAGUGUGCACGUAACUCAACCCUGACCUCAAUGUCCAGCUCAGACUGGACACUAUCAGAUGUAAUAUUGUGCAUAUUAUUCCCAAAACCUUUACUGUAACUCUGCAAGAAGUUGCACAAUACUUUAUUCGAAACAUCCUGAGAUCACUAUGAAAGUAUUAUUCUGAUGGUUUUCCACUGCGUUCGGAAUUAUGUUUCUUUUACCUAUCAAGGAACAUAAAAGAUUUGCACAAAUGAGGCAAUUUCUUGGAACUGUGGCUGACUGAGCAUGAAUUCUUGACAGUAGUCAGGGCCUCACAUUAGCUGAACCCUGGUGUGGUCCAUAUUACAUGUGGAAGUUAUUAACAUUCCACAUUAUGCACUGCAUUAUGUGACUGGUCCUGUAUCUCUAGUCGUGUUACUUUCUGUUUCAGGGAUUACACUAU